CUAAAAUCUUUGAAAAAAAUUAUUAUCCUUCUUUCUCCCUGUUCCACCCCCCAACCCCCUAAACCCCGCACGUCCCCCCCGCUUUCUGCAUCUUCUUCUCAAAAUCCUUCAUCUCUCCUCUUCUUCAUUUUCUAUACAUACAUUAUAUCAUAUACAUUAUAUAUAUAUAUAUACACGCACUGAGAGACCACCAGUAAUGGGGGCGUACAGAUCGGACGACGAUUACGAUUAUUUGUUCAAGGUGGUGUUGAUCGGAGAUUCCGGCGUCGGAAAAUCCAAUCUUCUAUCCAGAUUUACUCGUAACGAGUUCAGUCUAGAGUCAAAGUCAACGAUCGGCGUUGAAUUCGCUACUCGUAGCAUUCGUGUUGAUGAUAAGGUCGUCAAGGCUCAGAUUUGGGAUACUGCCGGUCAGGAACGAUAUCGCGCAAUCACAAGUGCCUACUAUCGAGGAGCUGUUGGAGCAUUGCUUGUCUAUGAUGUUACUCGUCACGUAACUUUUGAGAAUGUAGAGAGAUGGUUAAAAGAGCUCCGAGAUCACACCGACUCUAGCAUUGUCAUAAUGCUGGUGGGUAAUAAGGCAGAUUUGCGUCAUCUGCGGGCUGUUUCGACUGAGGAUGCCCAGGUAUUCGCAGAGAAGGAAAGUACAUUUUUCAUGGAAACAUCUGCUUUGGAGUCCAUGAACGUUGAAAGUGCCUUCACAGAAGUGCUCACUCAAAUACACCGUGUUGUUAGCAGGAAAGCUCUUGAAGUAGGAGAUGACCCGGCAGCAUUGCCCAAGGGGCAGACGAUUAAUGUCGGAGGCAAAGAUGAUGUUUCUGAAGUAAAGAAAGCUGGGUGCUGUUCUGCUUAGAACAAAGAGUAAUCUAAAUAGUGGAAGAGAUUCUUUUUGUUUUGAGCUGAGUUUCACAUGGCAUUUGUACUUCAACCUCUAAAUACUAGGAAGUAACCUCAUGGAUUGCUUAGGCACUGAUAGCUUUAUUUACUGAACCCAAGAUUGAAUGAUUUCAUAGCAUUCUUUAUCCUUGUUUCUGUAUUUUGCUUCCAUUUGUCAACGAUUUAUAGUAUUAGCUGGCUUAUGGACCUCCAAAAUAGGGUAUAUUUGUUUCAAAAUGAUUUGAAUCGCUACAUGUAUGAGACUAUGAACACAUUUUAUGCAGCCUUGUAAUUGAUUGUUUGAUUAGUUGUGAAUUGAGCAAUAUUUUCAA
Messenger RNA from Solanum dulcamara, 1205 nucleotides. Its product is annotated as ras-related protein RABA1f-like. The transcript has 2 exons. The record is from RefSeq and is a predicted model, not a curated record. The coding region runs from base 197 to 850 and encodes 217 amino acids. Gene Ontology annotation, molecular function: GTPase activity; GTP binding. Lineage: Eukaryota; Viridiplantae; Streptophyta; Magnoliopsida; Solanales; Solanaceae. Gene Ontology annotation, cellular component: endosome.